Molecule: messenger RNA, 1731 nt
Organism: Pollicipes pollicipes
Lineage: Eukaryota; Metazoa; Arthropoda; Thecostraca; Pollicipedomorpha; Pollicipedidae
Product: MPN domain-containing protein
Exons: 11
Coding region: 46-1731 (561 amino acids)
Molecular function (GO): metallopeptidase activity; protein binding
Source: RefSeq, a predicted model, not a curated record
UUCGUUGUUGGAGGUACGAGCAGCGGUAGUGGUGGGAGCUGGACAAUGUCGGUCACUGGCGAGUCGUUGAUCGACGAUGAUGACGCGAGUGUGCUGGAGGAAGAGGAUGACCUGCAGUCGACUGCUGACUCAGACACGCUGCCGUCGGGCCGGAGCGCACGCAGCCGCGGCGGCUUGGCCAGCCGCGGUGUCACGCUCCCGCUGCUCAUGAAGGAGGGGUUCCUGGAGCCAGGCGAUGGUGCCAUGUCCAUCGACUACCUGGGCCAGAAGUUCCGCGGUGACCUGCUGGCCGACGGUCAGAUCCGCUCCCAAGAGACCUCCGAGCUGUUCAGCUCGCCCAGCUCCUGGGCCAUACACUGCAAGAAGAUCGUCAACCCGGAGAAAAAGUCCGGCUGCGGCUGGGCUUCGGUUAAGUACCGUGGAAAGAAACUGGACAUUUUCAAGAACAUGCUAUUUAAAAGGCGACGGGAGAGAGAGCGUGAGCAAGGAGAACAAGAAGAGGAAUAUGAAAGUGCAUAUGAGGAUGAGAAGAAGGAUCUGCUGCUGAAGAAACGGGCCCUGAUCCAGAAGAUCAUCGUCAAACAUGAGGUGCUGGGCACCAGGAGCGCAGACCAUGACCCGAGUACGCUGCUGGAAUGCGUGCCGUUCAGCGAGCUGGGCAAGAUCCAGCCGUUCACGGUGACGGUGACGAGCAGCACUGCGCUCACCGUGGUCGGCUUCCACUCUCACCUCACCGACUCAGAGGUAGUCGGAUACCUGGCCGGCCGCUGGGACGUCAACACGCACGAUCUGGCCAUCACCCAUGCGUUUCCGGUGCGCUGCCGUCUGGCGGAGAAGAACAAGUGGAAGCGUGUCGAGUACGACAUUUACACGGCCAUCGAGGAGCGCAAACUCACGCUGGUGGGCUGGUACCACUCGCAUCCGCACAGUCCGCCGACGCCCACCAUCCGCGACUCGGACCUGCAGCUCGACUAUCAGAUCAAGAUGAAGGGCAGCAGCGACGCCAGCUACACGCCCUGCGUCGGCAUGAUCUACACGCCGUUCCCCAAGAACAAGAAGCGACCGCUGCAGUCGAACCUGCUCUGCUACUGGGUGAUGCCGCCGCACGAGAUGCGCCCGGGCGACUACCCGCGUCCCAUGGCCAUGGAGUACACGGUGGCGCGCGACUCGUACAUCCACCAGGACGCCCUGACCGAGAUGCGGCUGUGCGCCGAGUUCUACCGGGGCGCUCCGGACGCGGUGAACUUCACGCGCCCGCUGCCCGACGGCAGCACCAACUGGGAGCGGCUCAAGUCGGCGCUGGAGCCGUGCGUGCCGGCCAAACACGGCGCGCAGAUCAUCGAGUUCUUCCAUGACCUGCUGUUCCCGCGGCCGGGCUCCGAGUGCCCCGAGGCCAAGGUGGUACUGUCGACGGCGGCGCUGCUGGCCGACCGCUGCUCGGACCCGUCGCUGGCCGACCUGCCGGCGCACCGGCGCCCUUCUCAUCAGCCAGUGGACUCGCCCGAUCCUACGUACCCGAACGUUGGUCUUCCAAUGGGCUCGCCCGAAGUGGUCUCCCCCGCCGGCCGCUCGGUGGACUCGCCGCAGGACCUGAGCGCCGCCGGCACGGAUGGAUUGGCGACUGCGGGGGUGCUCAGCCCGCCACUGGCCGCUGAUGUCUCCGCCGUGCCCGCGACCGAGUCGGACGACGAGGACCGCCGCAUGGUGAUCGACGAGGCCCCCGGCCCGUGA